Molecule: messenger RNA, 684 nt
Organism: Talaromyces rugulosus
Lineage: Eukaryota; Fungi; Ascomycota; Eurotiomycetes; Eurotiales; Trichocomaceae
Exons: 3
Coding region: 1-684 (227 amino acids)
Biological process (GO): vesicle fusion; endoplasmic reticulum to Golgi vesicle-mediated transport
Cellular component (GO): SNARE complex; cis-Golgi network; Golgi membrane
Molecular function (GO): SNAP receptor activity
Source: RefSeq, a predicted model, not a curated record
AUGACCACGUCCACUGGUGGUGGAUGGGCUCAGCUCCGACAGCAGGCAAGAUCGCUCGAGACUCAGACCGAAAGCCUUUUUCAUACAUACUCGCAAUAUGCAUCCAUGUCACAGCUCCCCGCGAAACCGUCGGAAGAACAGCUAAGAGUCGAGGACCAACUCCGGGAACUCCUCGAAAAGCGUGAAUCUCUGAUCAACCAACUCACCCGCCUGCUUGACUCGGAAGCAAGUCUUACCUCCUCCGGACUCAAACAAAACUAUCUGGUGCGCCAUCGCGAAGUGCUCGUGGAACAUCGCCGGGAACUGCAGCGUCUCUCUUCGAGUAUAUCCGAAGCCCGCGAUCGGGCAAAUCUUCUUUCGAAUGUUCGCUCCGACAUCGACGCUUACCGAUCUUCCAACCCGCAUGCUGCAGAGGCCGAAUACAUGCUUGAGGAACGAGGGCGUAUCGACAACAGUCACAAUAUGAUGGAUAGGGUUCUGUCCCAGGCAUACGCUGUCAAUGAAAACUUUGGCCUGCAAGGUGAAACCCUAGCCAGCAUCAACCGGCGCAUUGUCGGCGCGGCCGGACAGAUUCCAGGCAUGAACUCGUUGAUCGGCAAAAUCGGCGCCAAACGGAGGCGAGAUGGCAUUAUCCUUGGUGUUUUCAUUGGGUUUUGCUGUCUCAUGCUUUUCAUAUUCAGCUAA